AUGUUGCCGCCGACACAACCAACACCGCCGACAAAUCCACCUCCAUUAGCACCACCGUCUCCCCCACAACCACCUUCCCCUCCGCCUCUAGAGUUCAAGCUGAGUAAAGAGGGUGUAGUUCUCGAAAUUGGAGGCUCAAAUCGGUUUGUUAGAAAACAUGAGAUGCCUUUGAUCAAUGGCCACAGACCACCAUUGCAGCCGCCUUCUUGCCCCCCACUACCACCAUCGUUGUAUUCACCGCUAUUGUUGCCGCCACCAGCGUCACCACCACCAUUACCGAGAUUUGAGGAAAAGAACGAAGGAACGUAUUCAGAGUACCAACAAAGUCUCGAGAUGGUAACGGCUCCGUUAAAUGAAGUGACGGAAAAGAUACUAGACCCACGUUAUAUUCACUUAAGACUAGCCAAAUUAACCAAACAAUUGGCACUGAUUCCUCAAUCUCGCAUCUCUGUUUCUCUUCUGCCGAUUAAACCUCACUCAGCCGCCUCUUACUCAACCACGAUACCCCACGCCUUGAGGUUGGAGGCGUUGGCUUAUCCUAAUCUCACCUUUAAAACCUUAGGGUUCAAUAUCGGAUCCCUGUCAUCCAAACCACCCUCUAAACCCAUCAAGAACUUUAAGGGAGAACAUGAUGAAAAAGAGUUUUUGAGCAAUCUUGUUGAUUCACCUGGGCACGUUGACUUUUUUACUGAGAUCACUGUGGUAUUAUGUAUCACAAACGGUGUUUUAGUUAGUGUUGAUUGCGGUAAAGAUGUUGGUACCCUAGAAAAAGCUAUCAGCUGCCAAAACUUUGGAGAAAUAAUUCAUCUUUUCCUAAUUGUUAACAAAAGGGACAAGUAUUUCUCUGAACAUCAGGUGAAAGAAGAAGAAUUAUACCAAACAUUUCAAAGGAUUACUGAAGAUUCUAAUGGCACCUGGUCCAAACAUCAGGACCCCCUCCUGGGUGAUAUCAUGGUUCCCCAAGAAAAAGGUAAUGUUGCUUUAUCUACUGGGCUUCACGGUUGGGUUUUGACUCUAACCGAUUUUGCGAAAACCUACAACUCUAAAUUUGGUAUAUACAAAUCAAAGAAGAACAUUCGUCAGGAUUAUCAACGGGGGUCUAUAUUGACCAAACUUGGUGAUGAUUUGAAGUCUGACGAGAAAACCUUACAAAAGAAAGCCCUUAUAAUUCAUGGGCUGAGGGUUGAUGAGUAUUCAUCAACUGAAGGAGCACCAGUUGACCCCUCAGUUAGAAAUUUAGAUGCUCUUGAUCUUGCGGAGGAUUUGAACAACAUUGAGAAGGGCAUGCAGGAAGCAUACACAGAGCUGGUGGAGAACCACGAUAUGUCAAAGAGACACUACCAAGAUGAUGUUGAACAAUACAUGUGGAAUUCUCAAGUAGGUGGUUCCUACACGAAUACCCAUGGCAUGGAUGAAACCCGUGGAAGAAACACAAAAAGCACCCUCUUCCUAAAGGGAUACCAACUUGAGUAUCUGGAGAAGCACAGUUUUGAGGAAUUAAUCAAGAAGCGAUCUGAUUUCAUGAGUUAUACAAUAUUCAUAUGGGUUGAGAAGAUGAUCAAGGAAGAGAUCUCUAGCAAGGAGGAUAAGAUGGUUCAUUAUUUCCUACAUGUUGUCUCUCUAUUGUUCUCUUCAUUUGAACUUGAUACGAAGUCUGUUGUUGAUAUUAGAACCAGGGUGUUAGAGGAAAAGAUUGUAGCAACGCAAGCUUGUGGGUUGUUUGUUCUGAUUACAAAGAGUAUUUAUGUCCUACAUUUGGAAGAGUCUCGUGGAUAUUUGAUAUGGUCUACUGGUUAUUUCCAUGAAGAUACAUUAAGGGUUGCUGAUACGGCUGUUAAGAUGAGCGUGUGGGCUGCAAAGCAAAGAGAUGUGUGGGUUAAUGAACAUGGCGGUACAAAGAACAUGAUGAAAAGAACCGAAGAUGGGUUAAAGCUGAAAGAGACGGAUGAUGAACAGCAGCAACAGGAGAAGUUUGAGGGAUUUGUUGUCUCUUUUCUCGGGUUGCUUUGGGUUUACCUCUCCUAUUUGCCUCUACACGUGAUCGAGAUGACAAGAGUGACUCAUUCUUUUCUUCACCUUGAGGACAAGGUGAAAGUUUGGGCCGCCGGUAUUGUUAAGCCCAACUAA
Molecule: messenger RNA, 2127 nt
Organism: Lactuca virosa
Lineage: Eukaryota; Viridiplantae; Streptophyta; Magnoliopsida; Asterales; Asteraceae
Source: the annotation of a GenBank genome assembly